This is a messenger RNA of Coffea arabica (coffee), 609 nucleotides long. Lineage: Eukaryota; Viridiplantae; Streptophyta; Magnoliopsida; Gentianales; Rubiaceae. The record is from RefSeq and is a predicted model, not a curated record.
AAUCUGCACCAGCUUCCUCAUCCUUCUCAAAAUCAGUCUUCAAUACAUAAAUUUUCCUUGAGCAAAAAUGGGUUCCAAGACACUUCUUUUCUUUUUCAUUUCCAUGGCUGUAGUUCUAAUGAUUACCUCAGAGGUGGCUGCCAAGUCAGUUGACAAUUCCAAGACAGUUGAAACAAAUGAGGAAGGAGAAGCCAAGUACCAUGGAGGUGGCUACGGAGGAGGCCACGGAGGAGGCUACGGAGGAGGCCAUGGAGGUGGCUACGGAGGAGGACAUGGAGGGUACGGGGGUGGCGGCCAUGGUGGUUAUGGACAUGGCGGUGGCGGCCAUGGUGGUUAUGGACAUGGUGGUUAUGGACACGGCGGACAUGGCGGUGGCGGCCAUGGUGGACAUCCUGGUGAGGCUGCAGAUGCUCAGCCUCAGAACUAAUCAAGCCAGCUUCUAGCUAUGUCAUGAUUAAUCAUGAAUGCUUAAACAGGCUUACUAUAAUAGUAUGUACUUUGUAAUGUGAUCUCAAAUAAGUGCUGGAUCAGUGAUCAUGUAAUAUGCACUCCAUGUACUUGCUGGCUAUCUAGUUCAAUACAAGUAUAUGAGUUUGUGAUUUUGUGUCU